Messenger RNA from Mizuhopecten yessoensis (Yesso scallop), 1851 nucleotides. RefSeq names its product carboxypeptidase B-like. The transcript is spliced from 10 exons. Gene Ontology annotation, molecular function: zinc ion binding; metallocarboxypeptidase activity. The coding region runs from base 28 to 1290 and encodes 420 amino acids. The record is from RefSeq and is a predicted model, not a curated record. Lineage: Eukaryota; Metazoa; Mollusca; Bivalvia; Pectinida; Pectinidae. Gene Ontology annotation, biological process: proteolysis.
UGUGUUAGUUAGUCCUCUAGGUCCACCAUGAUGAGGGUACACACACUGGUGCUAAGUGUCCUGACAAUAAUCGCAUUGUCACAGUGUUCACAGAUCCGCUAUGACGGCUACAAGGUGGUGAGGGUUGUUCCACAGAAGGUUGAGCACUUGUUGGCCCUCAAAGCAUUGCAGGGACAGCAGGGUCAUGACAGGGUUGACUUCUGGAUUGAGCCUCGUCAGGUCGGCGUACCUGUGGACCUGAGCCUAUCCCCAGCGGUAUUCCAGCAUUUGUUUUCUUCCUUCACUCUGUGGGGAAUGCAUCCCGUGGUCAUUCUAAACAACGUUCAGGAGACGAUAGAUGCCCAGAGACCCGCCCCUAUUGAGGCAGAGGCUGACUUCAAUUACGAAGAUUAUCAUGAACUUAGCGAGAUCGAAGCAUGGAUGAAGAACAUCACUGAUGUUUACAGCGAUAAAGCUUCAUUGUUCGAAAUAACGAAAUCCUACGAGGGUCGAACCAUCAGGGGCAUCAAGAUCAGCAGCAAGAGUAGCCCUACUCCCAGGCCGGCAUUCUGGAUGGAAGGCGGUAUCCACGGACGGGAGUGGAUAUCACCAGCUACUGUUAUUUACAUGACGGGGCAGAUGCUGGACGAAUACGAUAAAGAUGCUGAUAUGAAGGAAUUUGUAGACAGCUAUGACUGGUAUAUACUCCCGGUUUUCAAUGUGGACGGCUAUGAUCGUACCUGGAAUGGGGACCGGAUGUGGAGGAAGACUGUGUCCAAACACGGGAUAUGUAUAGGUGUUGAUCCAAACCGGAACUGGGAUUUCCAUUGGUGUGAGAAUGGAGCUAGCAAAGAUCCGUGUUCAGACCUUUAUUGCGGCCCAUCUGCAUUCUCCGAGGUAGAGGUCAAAGGAGUUGCGACUUAUAUCGAGGGUAUCAAAGAGAACCUCAAAGGUUUUAUCGACUUCCACAGCUUUGCCGAGAUUUGGAUGACUCCUUGGGGAUACACAACGGAACUGCCUAAGGAUUUCAAGGAACUGGAUGCAGGAGCAGUGGCUGCAUGCAACGCAUUAGAGGCAGUCCAUGGGACAAAGUACGAUCACGGCAGUGUCGCUAACAUUCUCGAUGUAUCCAGUGGGAGCAGUGCGGACUGGACAUAUGGAGCUGUGGGAGUCAAGUAUUCGUAUGGUGUGGAGCUGAGGGACAAGGGUCAGUACGGUUUCCUACUACCGGCGGACCAGAUCCUUCCUUCUGGGCAGGAGACUCUCCAAGCUAUUAUAGCGCUGACUAAAUUCAUCACUAACAAUCCAUAGUACUCCCUUGACUGUAUGAAAAUUAUCCGGCGAAAAUAAUGUUUUCCAUGAGAACAAAUCUAGACCCAGGCUCCCAUACUUGCUGUGAGGCUGACUUAUCGUUUUCUAGAAUAAGUUACUUACAACUUAUGUAACUGGACUAUUGAUAUAUUUAUUUAGAUAGACAACACGACAAACACAAGUAUAUGAAACUUCUGAGAUUAUAACCUUACUCUAUGUCAUGUUAAACUUUUCUCCUAUUCAAACUGCUGUGGAUCUUACUACGUUUAAUCCACUGGAUCGAUCGAAUCCACAUGGGAUGAUGUCAAAAUAAUUUUGUGUGUGGUUUCUGUUAUGGGAGAAAUAACAUGUAUAAAAGUUGAUAUGAUCAAGAUAUGUAUUUCAACAACUCCUUUGUCUUAAUAUAUUGAACAAAUAUAAAUCAGAAUCAAUCAUCACUCUUUGGAUAUCAUGUACUACUAAUUGUUGGCAAGAAAUUAUUACUUGAUACAGAUGAUUAAUUGAAUUGUUAUGAUAGUAGCCAUAUAUUUUACCUUUCGCUGAAUAAAUGUUAUUGAUCUG